Messenger RNA from Hansenula ciferrii, 1881 nucleotides. It is a transcript of the gene BZZ1, whose product is annotated as Bzz1p. The coding region runs from base 1 to 1881 and encodes 626 amino acids. The transcript has a single exon. Gene Ontology annotation, biological process: regulation of actin filament polymerization. The record is from RefSeq and is a predicted model, not a curated record. Gene Ontology annotation, molecular function: protein binding. NCBI's taxonomy places the organism in Eukaryota, Fungi, Ascomycota, Saccharomycetes, Phaffomycetales, Wickerhamomycetaceae.
AUGGCUGAAGUUAGCAUUGGUAACGAAUUGAAAGAUGGAUUCAAAGAAACAAACAACUGGAUCAAUAAUAAUAUUCAUUUCUUAACAGAUGUGGAACAAUUUUAUAGACAACGUUCUCAAAUUGAAAGAGAAUAUGCAACAAAUUUAAAUAAAUUAACUUCAGAAUUUUUAAAGAAAAAAGCCAACAAGACAACUUCAAUUAGUGUUGGUGAUGAACCCAAGAUAACACCAGGGUCUUUAGAAUCUGCCUCUUUAGUGACAUGGACUGAAUUAUUAUCACAAACUGAAAUUAUUGCUAAAAAUCAUCAUAAUUUUGGUAAUGAAUUAACAAUUAAAGUUGCAGAUCAAAUUAUAUCAUUACAAAAAUAUUUAUCUAUAUUACAAGAAAAAAUUUCAAAUUUCCAUAAUAAUUCAUUAUUGAAAAGAAAAGAUGAAAUUUUUGAAAAUGUUAAUCGUGCAAAAAAAAUUUAUGAUGAAAAAUGUGUCAUUAUGGAAUCAACAAGAUCCAAAAUUGAAAAAUCAAGUUCAUCAAAUGAUAAAAAUCAACGUAAAAUUAAUGAAAAAACAGUUGAUAUGAAUAAUGCUAAAAAUGAUUAUUUAUUGAAAAUUAAUAUUGCAAAUAGAAUUAAAGAUAAAUUUUAUUAUCAAGAUUUACCAGAAAUUUUAGAUAUAUAUCAAGAUUUAAAUGAAUUCAAGACAAAACAAUUAAAUAAACUUUUAAAUCUAGCUUCAAAUUUAGAAAUCAAUAAUAAUAAUAAAGAUAACAAGAAUUUGGAACAUUGUAUUUCAAUAAUUGAAGAAAAUAAAUCACAUUUAGAUAUUCAAAUGUUUAUUAAACAUAAUCAAACAAAUUGGUCUGAUCCUCCAGAUUUCUAUUACAUUCCUUCAAGUAUUUGGCAUGAUGAUGAACAUUUCAUAACAUCAAAUCAAGAAUUAUCAUAUUUGAAAACUAUCUUGUUGAAAGCAAAUCAAAUUAAUGAUAAAUAUGAACCAGGUUUAGAAUCUGGUAGAGAAACUUUGAAUUCUUUACAAACAACAAGAAUAAAUUUAAAACAAUUAUCUGAUACUAAAGAGUUUGAAUUUAGAAAAGCUUCAGAUUCUUUAAAUUCUUAUUUAUUAACAUUAUCAAAUUUUAUUCUUGAUGAAAAUAUAAAAGUUUCUUCACAAGUUGAAAUUGAAACGAUUGAAAAUAAUGCAAAUGAUAAAGAUCUUUCAUUAGAUGGUUUGGUUAUUCAAAAGAAGAAAACAAAUUUCUUUGGUAAAUUAAGAGGUUCAAAACCAAAAGAAACCAUUGUAUCAACAAAUGAUAAUAAUAAUGAUUCACAAUCAAUACGUUCUUCAAAAUCAACAAAAUCAAAUCAUCAUUCAUCUUCACCAUUCCAUAUACCUUCAUUACGUCGUAAUAGAUCAAGAAAUCAAUCAUCUGCAUCAAAUACUUCAAAUUCAAUACCUAGUGCAAUUGCACAAUUCCCUUACCAAGCAGAUGGUGAAGAUGAAGUUUCAGUAGCUGCAAAUGAAUCAUUAGUAAUAAUAGAAAUGGAUGAUGGAUCAGGUUGGACAAAAAUUCAAAAUUCAAUAGGAGAUUCAGGUUUAGUACCAACUUCAUAUAUUCAAAUAAAUGAAAUACCACAAACAUCAGGAAGUGGUUCUUCAGGUGGUGGUAAGAAAAAAGGUCCAGAAGUUGUUCCUAAAAGAGGUGCUAAAAAAAUUUCAUAUGUUCAAGCUUUAUAUGAUUAUCAAUCUCAAGGUGAUGAUGAAUUAACUAUAUCUUCGGGGCAAAAAAUUGAAGUUUUGGAAAAAGAUGAUGGUUCUGGUUGGACUUUGGGUGAAGUUGAUGGACAAAGUGGAUUGUUUCCAACUAGUUAUGUUCAAGAAUUAUGA